This is a messenger RNA of Penicillium brevicompactum, 2451 nucleotides long. Its product is annotated as glycosyltransferase. NCBI's taxonomy places the organism in Eukaryota, Fungi, Ascomycota, Eurotiomycetes, Eurotiales, Aspergillaceae. The record is from RefSeq and is a predicted model, not a curated record. Gene Ontology annotation, biological process: carbohydrate metabolic process. Bases 1 to 2451 code for a protein of 816 amino acids. Gene Ontology annotation, molecular function: hexosyltransferase activity; UDP-glycosyltransferase activity. The transcript has 6 exons.
AUGGAACCACCACAACGCCGCAGUUCUACGAUGCCGGGCGAAUAUCCGACCAACGAUGGAACCGAAGUGAAAGAUGAUGGCCGAAUCGAAAUCGACCUGGAUUCAAAAGUCGGCAGAGAAGUGUCCAAGUUGAUUCCAUUUUUGCACUCGGAAGAGAAGUUCGAGUCACCAGAAGGACCUCCUGCCGAGACACGCUGUGACCUCGAGCUCAACAUCGUGAUUCAAGUGGUUGGCAGUAGGGGUGACGUCCAGCCUUUUGUUGCAUUGGGCAAUGAACUCCAGCGUCAUGGUCACCGCGUCCGACUCGCUACACACGGCACUUUCGAAUCCUUUGUCCGGGAUUCAGGCUUGGAGUUCUACUCCAUUGGCGGUGACCCCUCAGAGCUGAUGGCUCACAUGGUGAAGAAUCCAGGAUUGAUACCACAGAUGAAGUCCAUCCAAGAUGGCGACAUUAAACGCAAACGUGUUAUGGUUGCGGAAAUUCUGCAAGGCUGUUGGAAGUCUUGUAUUGAGGAUGACUCCGUGACAAAAACACCCUUUGUUGCCGAUGCUAUUAUUGCGAACCCGCCAAGUUUUGCGCAUAUUCACUGUGCUCAGGCGCUUGGAAUUCCACUACACUUGAUGUUCACUAUGCCAUGGACCAGCACUAGAUCCUUCCCACACCCACUGGCAAAUCUCAAAUACUCCACCACAGAGCCUAAAAUGGCCAAUUAUCUAUCCUACGGAAUCGUCGAAUGGCUGACUUGGCAAGGACUAGGUGACGUUAUCAAUGAUUGGAGAAGGUCUAUUGACCUAGAACAAAUAUCGGCCACGGAAGGCCCUCGGCUAGCAGAAACAUUGAAGGUACCAUUCACAUAUUGUUGGUCACCUACCUUGAUGCCCAAGCCAGCGGACUGGCCAGGUCAUCUCGAUGUUUGCGGUUUCUUCUUCCGAUCUCCACCCGACUUUACACCUCCUGCGGACCUCGAUGCAUUCCUGAAAGAUGGGGCGCCGCCGGUGUAUAUUGGCUUUGGAAGUAUCGUCAUUGAAGACCCUCCAGCAAUGACUGCGACUCUGGUCAAUGCCGUGAAGGCCUGGGGAGGCCGAGCGAUCAUCUCGCGUGGAUGGAGCAAUCUCGGCGAAGCAGAAUCAACCGACCAGAUCUUUUACCUAGGAGAUUGCCCCCACGAAUGGUUAUUCCAGAAAGUCUCGGCAGUCGUGCAUCACGGAGGAGCCGGAACUACAGCAUGUGGACUUCGAUUUGGUCGACCCUCCCUCGUCGUUCCGUUCUUUGGAGACCAGCUAUUCUGGGGCAACAUGGUUGCCUCUCGUGGCAUUGGACCAAUGCCAAUUCCCCAUCGAUCUUUGAACGCUGAAAAUCUAGCAGAAGCCAUUCGCUUUUGCCUACAUCCUGACACAUUAUCAGCAGCCGGAGAACUUGCUCGUCAAAUGAGCGAAGAAGCUGGCGUAUCUGCGGCUGUCGCAUCGUUCCAUCGAAACCUACCGAUGGCAGACAUGAAAUGCCAAUUUAUGGAGUCUGAACCUGCUGUUUGGAGACUGAAGCAAGACUCGAAGAGCACCAUGAAUAUGUCAAAGAUAGCUGCUGGGAUAUUGAUUGAGAACUCGCUCAUUGACGCAAAUGAGCUCAAAUCAUACGAAAGCAAGCCUAUCUUCAUACAGACACGACGAUGGGACCCCAUAACUGGUGGAACAUCCUCAUUGCUAGGCAUGUACAAAGACAUCCUCACGGCCUCAAGUGAUAUUGUGAUCCGCCCAUACAAGGAGUUCAGUCGCGCCCGUCAACAAAGCGAGCCCGAACUGGUGGUCAUCGAGACCGCGAACGGCGAAUCCUCUGGCGAACGGCGUCCUUCUGAAGGGUUAUCUCAACGAUCUGGUUCCAACAUGCAAGAUGCGGACUGGAGAGUCGCCGGUAACGCUGUCGGAGGCUCUGCCAAAAGCGUGGGUAGGAUCAUCGCAUACUACUACAAAGGCGUGUUGGUCGACAUCCCCGGUGCUGUCAACGAAGGGUUAAGGGCGGUUCCACGACUCUACGGCGAGGAUGUCAAGCAAUAUGAUGACAUCAAAGACUUCAAGUCUGGGGUUGCUGCUGCGAGCGAUAAUUUCACUAAUGCAUUCGGAAACGGCCUCACUGAUGUUUUCAGGCAGCCUUACCAGGGCAGUCAGAAAGAUGGCAUUAGAGGUGCCAUCAAGGGCUUUGUCAAGGGUCCAAUCGGCAUGGGCACGAAAGCUGCGUCAGGCGCUCUGGGCUUGGUAGCUUACCCUGGCCAGGGACUGGCAAAAAGCUUGCAUUCGGCGAUUCAUUCCAAAACACGGAAGGAAAUUGUCAAGGCACGGCUGAAUGAAUCACAGUAUCUGGCCAGACAGUCUUCAAAGGCACAGUCGAUGUGCUCAUAUGUUCUUGACGCAUUCGAAGUUCAAAGGCAGCUGGGGUCUCAGGGCCAACAGGCGUAA